Molecule: messenger RNA, 973 nt
Organism: Ctenocephalides felis (cat flea)
Lineage: Eukaryota; Metazoa; Arthropoda; Insecta; Siphonaptera; Pulicidae
Product: transcription initiation factor TFIID subunit 8-like
Exons: 6
Coding region: 59-973 (304 amino acids)
Biological process (GO): transcription initiation at RNA polymerase II promoter
Cellular component (GO): transcription factor TFIID complex
Molecular function (GO): protein heterodimerization activity
Source: RefSeq, a predicted model, not a curated record
GAGAAUGGAAGCUCACUGAGUAUUUUUACUGCAAUUUAACAAAAUCACUUAUCAUAUCAUGGAUUUAGUAAAUAUAAAUCCAAAACGAAAGGUUUUGCAAGUGGUCGUAGCGAGUAUUCUGAACGAAUCGGGAUUCGAUGCAGUUGAUAAAGAUGCUUUGGAUACUAUAACAGAAAUGUUACAAUGCUUUUUAACUGAGUUGGGAAAUACCACAAGAGCAUUCUGUGAACAUGCAGGCCGCACAGAGCCUGUUAUAGGAGAUGUCAUAGUUGCUCUUUGUGAUAUGGGUAUUAAUUGGAAAGGAAUAGAAGCAUAUUCAAGAAGGGAUAAUCGUCACAUAGUUCCGUCUCCACAACAUGUCACGGCACAAAAGCAAACAAAUAUUCUGCAAGCAGGUGUUAAGAGUGCACACCCUCCAUAUAUACCUGUCCAUUUGCCACCGCUGCCAGAUCCUCAUGCUUAUAUAAGGACACCUACACACAAACAACCUGUAACAGAGUAUGAAGCCAUCAGAGAAAAAUCAGCGAAUCAAAAGCGGGAUAUAGAAAAGGCUUUGACAAGGUUUUUGGCCAAAACAAGUGGCACACAUUCCCUAUUUGAUAGUGAUGACAAUUCAAUGUUUCCGUUGAUAGCUUGCAAGCCUGUAUUUCCUACUUACUUGAAUCCACUUCUACCUACUGAUCAAGUAUUUGAUUUUGAGGAACUAGAAUACCAUUACCAAGUAGCAAAUCGAACUGAAGAUUUACCAGAUACAAAGAAAGAAGAUGGAGAAAAUGAAGAAGAAGCUGAAUCUGAAAAUAAAAAUGACAGUGCUAAUACAUCUCAAAAUAGUAUCCAACAAUCUCAAAACAGUAGUAAUAUUGACAAUCCGUACUUACAGGCUGCACAAAAUACCCAAAACAAAAGAAUGAAGGAAUCCCUAGUGGAUGAUCGUAUUAAUUCGCGUGACCUCGGAGCUCCAAGUCUAGGAUAA